AUGCCGAUGCUCGAGGGGCUCAAGAUUACUGAGCAAAUGUUCGAGCGGCCGACCGAAGUCGUCGUAGGCGAUCACAUCGCUACAUUGCCUUUGCUCCGUCGACUUAUCCUUAUGGGUAACGAAUUCUUCUGUCUCGGGCUCCCACAGCAUCUUUCCAUCCCAUCGACAUCAUCUUUCGUUCUCGUGUGUACCCAGGCUCUACGCAGAUUUCCUCCCGAUCUUCCUAUACUACCACAUUCAAUUCCAUCUUCUUCCGGUACCGAUUUCGAUUCCGUCGCCACCACACUCGACAGAAUUCACGUUAGUCUGCAAUACAGUUCGGUACUCGUAGAAGGAUGGAACUUGUCUACUCGUUCUGUAUCUACCCUGCAAUUCACGUCAGCAGAUAUCGAACCUGAAGCCGAUAUAAACCUCGAAUUUACCCCCCCUCGGGGAAAGUACGACCCGAUGCUAUUUCUGCUCUUCAAAACCCUUCACCUUCAGCAAGUGAGGACCAUUCGCCUGUCUUUCUGUUCGCCUUGCGAUGCCAAGACCCUCCCACAAUCCAUUACCGACCUCCUCACCAUGCUCCCGGCAUUGGAGUCGUGUGUCGUUGAGCGUAUCUUCGUCGGUCCUUUCGUGAAAGCCCUAAACAGCUCUGUCGGAGAUGAUUUCGGCAUGUCUUUGACCGGUUUAGAUGAGUUGGAGUUGAUGGGCCAUGGUUUUGUGGAGGAAGCGGAAGACAAAGUGGCUGCGAAUUUGUGGGCAUAUGCGGCUGCUAGAGAUCGAAUGGGUGGACGGAUGAAGGUGAUAAGGUUGAGGGACUGCGAGGAUAUGGAUGCUAUGUGGCUAGAAGAAUUGGGCAGGGUUGUAGCUGACACUGUGCAGUGUGGGGAAAUCGCUCCCGUUCAUAGCCAUCCCUCCUGCCGCGAGCCGUCCUCGAGCCAUCGCGGCGAAAAGCUAUGGUUCAUCGCCCCUACACGAGUCCUUCAUACGUAG
Messenger RNA from Stereum hirsutum FP-91666 SS1, 978 nucleotides. RefSeq lists its product as uncharacterized. Lineage: Eukaryota; Fungi; Basidiomycota; Agaricomycetes; Russulales; Stereaceae. The record is from RefSeq and is a predicted model, not a curated record. The coding region runs from base 1 to 978 and encodes 325 amino acids. The transcript is spliced from 2 exons.